CGAGGGCUGGAAGCGAGCAGAGGGAGAAGGCUCUGCGGCGGCGAGAGGUCCUGCCCAGCUGUUGGCGAGGAGUUUCCUGUUUCCCCCGCAGCGCCCGGGUGAAGUUGAGUGAGUCACUCGCGCGCACCGACCGAAGACACCCCCACGCGCGCACACGCCCGGGGCAGGAGCCGGCCUCCUGCGCAGCUCCCCUCGGCCGCCGGGGGCCUCCCUGCGCCUCGCCGGCCUCCAGGCCCCCUCCCAGCUGGCAAGCCGGCGCCACAUCUGGCCCGCACAUCUGCCCGGCCGGCCCGGCGCGGGGUCCCGAGAGGGCGCGGCGCGGAGGCGCAGCCAGGGGUCCGGGAAGGCGCCGUCCGCUGCGCUCGGGGCUCGGUCUAUGACGAGCAGCGGGGUCUGCCAUGGGUCGGGGGCUGCUCAGGGGCCUGUGGCCGCUGCACAUCGUCCUGUGGACGCGCAUCGCCAGCACGAUCCCACCGCAAGUUCAGAAGUCGGUUAAUAAUGACAUGAUGAUCACUGACAAUGAUGCAGUGAAGAUUCCACAAUUGUGUAAAUUUUGCAACGUGAGGUCUGCCACCUGUGACAACCAGAAAUCCUGCAUGAGCAACUGCAACAUCACAUCCAAGUGUGAGAAGCCAAAUGAAGUCUGUGUGGCUAUCUGGAGAAAGAAUGAUAAGAACAUAACACUAGAGACGGUUUGCCAUGACCCCAAGCUCCGCUUCCAUGGAUUUGUUCUUGAAGAUGCUGCUUCUCCAAAGUGUAUUAUGAAGGAAAAAAAGGUGUCUGGCGAGACUUUCUUUAUGUGUUCCUGUAGCUCUGAUGAGUGCAACGACCACAUCAUCUUCUCAGAAGCUAAUAAUGACAUGAUGGUCACUGACGACAAUGGUGCAAUCAAGAUGCCACAAUUGUGUAAAUUUUGUGACGUGAGAUCUUCCACCUGUGACAACCAGAAAUCCUGCAUGAGCAACUGCAGCAUCACAUCCAUCUGUGAGAAUCCACGUGAAGUCUGUGUGGCUGUCUGGAGAAAGAAUGAUAAGAACAUAACACUAGAGACGGUUUGCCAUGACCCCAAGCUCCGCUUCCAUGGAUUUGUUCUUGAAGAUGCUGCUUCUCCAAAGUGUAUUAUGAAGGAAAAAAAGGUGUCUGGCGAGACUUUCUUUAUGUGUUCCUGUAGCUCUGAUGAGUGCAACGACCACAUCAUCUUCUCAGAAGAAUAUGCCACCAACAACCCCGACUUGUUGUUAGUCAUAUUCCAAGUGACAGGCAUCAGCCUCCUGCCACCACUAGGAAUCGCCAUCACCGUCAUCAUCACCUUCUACUGCUACCGCGUUCACCGGCAGCAGAAGCUGAGCCCAUCCUGGGAGACCAGCAAGCCGCGGAAGCUCAUGGAGUUCAGCGAGCACCUUGCCAUCAUUCUGGAAGACGACCGCUCCGACAUCAGCUCCACGUGCGCCAACAACAUCAACCACAACACGGAGCUGCUGCCCAUUGAGCUGGACACGCUGGUGGGGAAAGGUCGCUUCGCUGAGGUCUACAAGGCCAAACUGAAGCAGAACACUUCAGAGCAGUUCGAGACCGUGGCGGUCAAGAUCUUCCCUUAUGAGGAGUACGCCUCCUGGAAGACAGAGAAGGACAUUUUCUCAGACAUCAACCUGAAGCAUGAGAACAUACUCCAGUUCCUGACGGCAGAGGAGCGGAAGACAGAGCUGGGGAAGCAAUAUUGGCUGAUCACCGCUUUCCACGCCAAGGGCAACCUACAGGAGUACCUCACGCGGCAUGUCAUCAGCUGGGAGGACCUGCGCAAGCUGGGCAGCUCCCUCGCCCGGGGCAUUGCUCACCUGCACAGUGACCACACCCUGUGCGGGAGGCCCAAGAUGCCCAUCGUGCACAGGGACCUCAAGAGCUCCAACAUCCUGGUGAAGAACGACCUGACCUGCUGCCUGUGUGACUUUGGGCUUUCCCUGCGUUUGGACCCGACCCUGUCUGUGGAUGACCUGGCCAACAGUGGGCAGGUCGGAACUGCAAGAUACAUGGCCCCAGAAGUUCUGGAGUCCAGGAUGAAUUUGGAGAAUGUUGAGUCCUUCAAGCAGACGGAUGUCUACUCCAUGGCUCUGGUGCUCUGGGAAAUGACAUCACGCUGUAAUGCGGUGGGAGAAGUGAAAGAUUAUGAGCCUCCAUUCGGUUCCAAGGUGCGGGAGCAUCCCUGUGUCGAAAGCAUGAAGGACAAUGUCUUGAGAGAUCGAGGACGACCAGAAAUCCCCAGCUCCUGGCUCAACCACCAGGGCAUCCAGAUGGUGUGUGAGACUCUGACCGAGUGCUGGGACCACGACCCAGAGGCCCGCCUCACGGCCCAGUGCGUGGCGGAACGCUUCAGCGAGCUGGAGCACGUGGACAGACUCUCGGGGAGGAGCUGCUCUGAGGAGAAGAUUCCCGAAGACGGCUCGCUGAACACUACCAAAUAGCUCUGCCAGAGCAGGCUGGGCCACAUCCCAAGAGGCCGCCCCUGUUGCCAAAGAACAGAGGCAGCAGGAAGCUGCCCCUGACCGAUGCUUCCUGGAAAACCAGGGGGUCACAAUGAACUCCCCUCCCUGUGAGCUGUGGGGCUGAGCAGAAACAACAGCAGCAGGGAGUGGGUGACAUGAAGCAUUCUAUGCCUUUGACGUUGUCAUAGGAUAAGCUGUGUUAGCACUUCCUCAGGAAAUGAGAUUGAUUUUUACAAUAGCCAAUAACAUUUGCACUUUAUUAAUGCUUGUAUAUAAAUAUGGAAUAGCUAUGUUUUAUAUAUAUCUAUAUAUGUCUAUAUCUAUAUAUACAGCCAUACUCUGGAAAGAGACAAGGAAAAAGAUCAAAUAUUCCCAGGAAGUUGGUUUGAUUGGAGAGCUCCAGAGCCAAGCGCAGAAGGAAGGGAUCCGUGCCAGCAUUAGCGCCUCACCAUCGCACAGGCGAUGGUUCUCUUGACUCCGCAAGAGGGGGUUGGCGUUAGGAGGGAGGCUCUGUGUCUCAGAGCCCGCUAUGGCCACAUUGCACUUGCUUUUGCAAAAUGAUAAUUCCCUGCACAUGGGUCCUCUUCUGGCCACAGAGCUAACUAUAGUUACACUGUUUGGGGACCGGAUCGUGGGAUUCCUGUGUGCCAUUGUUUCUCCUGGACUUUUUCUCCUGGACUCUCCAAGCCUCACAUCUGGUUUGUGAACCACCUUCCUCAACUAGCUCAGAAACUCUGUCUAUCUCUAAUAGCUUAAAUGUUUUGAGCCCCAUUUUUUACCUUCGCAGCUGCAGAAAAAUCAGAAGGACAAAUUUCUCCACCCACUAGUUGCCACACCUUCUACUAAUAAGAAACUGUUCUUUUCUUAAAAUUUCCCCCCUGUAGCUAUGUUACCAUUCUCCAACUCGCUGCCCUUCUCCUUUUCCUAAAAGGUAACAAAUCACCCCUCCAGUGUUCAUUGUGUUUAAUUUUUCUUCACGCUCGGUUUGAGUUGCUAGCUUUCUAUGCAAACACCAGUAGGUUCCAUCUUCCUGGGCUCCUGAAUGCCCAAGUACAUUUUGGCCUGGUGGAAAGGAUUUGAGCUGCACAGCACUGCCACAGUCAGGAGCAUUUCCUCGGGCACAGUGAACAUGUGUUUUGCUUGGCCAGCAUAGUGUUUCACAAAAUUGAGCCACUUUUUAAAUAUUUGGAGAUUUUGCAAAAAAUCUGGAUCCCCAAGUGAGAAUAGACAGCAGAUGGUUUCCAGUUCUUUCCAGUCCGCAUCUUUCACAAUAUGAAGAUGUGGACACACUUAGAAAGCUACUUCACUUCUCACUGUAAAUAUUUGCAUUUUCUGCCCACCCCCACCGCCGUCUGGGAAUUAACAUACCCCUAACCAGGGUCCCUUGUAAGAAAUGUGUGUUGAAUCAGUCAUUCUCUGGCUAUACAUGAUUUUGAUACCAUCCCUCUGCCCGAUCCGGUGUUAGGGUUUGAAGUCGGCCUUUUUUUGGACUAUAGGGGACCUCCUAUAAAUGGUCCCAGUUAACUCAAGUCUCUUUUGCUUACGUGCCCCUCCAAAUGGUCCCAGUUAUCUCAAGUCUCUUUCCUCUCUGCAUUGGGGAGGGGAGCCCUUUACUCCAAGAAGCUUUCGUCAUGGUUACCGGUCUCUCGAUCAUACCAGCCUUUCCAACCUUUGCAGAAUUUGCCAGCGGGGCCUUGAAUGUGGGACAUGAGUCCCAUUCGCAGUUACGAAAUCUGUGUCCACAUGGACAAAAACAAAGAAUGAGCUUUAAUACUCCAUAGGAAACUUGUUAAUCCACAAACAAGUGUGAAUGCUGCAAAUAAUCUCUUUUUAAAAAAUGUUUUUGAAGCUACUUAUUUUCAGCCAAAUAGGAAUAUUAGAGAGGGACUGGCAGUGAGCAAAUCAGCUGUUUGGAUUUGGGAAGGUCUCAUCUCAUUGGGGUUUUAGCAGACAUGCUGAAGUUUGGAAUUAGGUAGAACGUUUAGGCACCCUGUUCAGUGGGGGUGGGCUGAGAGAGUUAAGGACUGUUUGGCUGCAAUACCAUGGAAGUGCCCAGAAAUUCUGUGCACCUUAGGGCUUGUUGACACCAUCCCAAUAGCUGUUGCUCAUUGACCUCUAGUGGUGAAUUUCUAGAAUACUGGUCCAUUAAUGGGCUCUUCCAAGAUUCAAAAGAGCUUUGUAACUUCUGAGUCAUCAUCUGCAUAAACUGGAAUGUAGUAUCAGACGAUACUGUGGCUUGUUUUGUUUGUGUUUUUUUUCUUAUUCAAGAAAAAGACCAAGGAAUAACAUUCUGUAGUUCCUAAAAAUACUGACUUUUUUUUUUACUACUAUACAUAAAGGGAAAGUUUUAUUCUUUUAUGGAACACUUCAGCAGUACUCAUAUAUUAAAAUAGGAAUGUGAAUGCUAUAUACUCUUUUUGUAUCAAAUGUCUCAAGCACUAAUUUUCAUUCUAUGCAUUGUUUGUCUUUUAUAUAAAUAAAAUGUUUAUUAGAUUGAAUAAAGCAAAAAUACUCAGGUCAGCUUCCUGCCUCC
Messenger RNA from Diceros bicornis minor, 5013 nucleotides. It is a transcript of the gene TGFBR2, whose product is annotated as transforming growth factor beta receptor 2. The transcript is spliced from 9 exons. Gene Ontology annotation, cellular component: plasma membrane; signaling receptor complex. Gene Ontology annotation, biological process: transforming growth factor beta receptor signaling pathway; heart development; cellular response to growth factor stimulus. The coding region runs from base 399 to 2459 and encodes 686 amino acids. Lineage: Eukaryota; Metazoa; Chordata; Mammalia; Perissodactyla; Rhinocerotidae. The record is from RefSeq and is a predicted model, not a curated record. Gene Ontology annotation, molecular function: activin binding; metal ion binding; transforming growth factor beta binding.